This is a messenger RNA of Pyrgilauda ruficollis (rufous-necked snowfinch), 1951 nucleotides long. RefSeq names its product occludin-like. Bases 228 to 1481 code for a protein of 417 amino acids. The transcript is spliced from 7 exons. Gene Ontology annotation, molecular function: cis-regulatory region sequence-specific DNA binding. Gene Ontology annotation, cellular component: membrane; bicellular tight junction; transcription elongation factor complex. Gene Ontology annotation, biological process: bicellular tight junction assembly; snRNA transcription by RNA polymerase II; positive regulation of transcription elongation by RNA polymerase II. NCBI's taxonomy places the organism in Eukaryota, Metazoa, Chordata, Aves, Passeriformes, Passeridae. The record is from RefSeq and is a predicted model, not a curated record.
UUAAGGUGAACAAAGCGGCGGAGGAGGCGGCAGGUCUUGUAGGAUCUCCAACAUUUUUUGGACACUCCAACCCUGCGUGGCCACUCCGUGCCUCAGUUUCCCCGCACAAACCACCGCAACUCCCGCUCCCACUCCUCCUGGGUGGCGACGGUGACAAAGGGACCAAAGUCCUUCCUCCGCCACCUCCGCCGGUGACAGAACUCCCUCGAUCCCUGUCCCCCGCAGGGAUGUUCACCAAGAAACCCUACGACAGCUCCUACGGGCCGCCCCCCGCCUCCUACGGGCCGCCCGCGGGCGACUACGGCUACGACUUCGCCGCCCGCUCGCCGCCGCCGGGCUCCUACUACAUCGAGGACGUCCCUCAGCAUUUCUACAAGUGGUCGUCGCCGCCGGGGCUGGUGCGGCUGCUGGAGGGCGCGGUCAUGCUGCUGUGCGUCGCCGUCUUCGCCUGCGUGGCCUCCACGCUGGCCUGGGAUUACGGUUACGGUUACGGCUACGGCGGCGCGCUGGGCACCGGCCUGGGCGGCUUCUACGGCUCCGGUUAUUACGGCAGCGGGGUGAACUACGGUUACGGUUACGGCGGUUACUACGGCGGCGUCGCCAACCCGCGGGCGGCCAACGGCUUCAUGAUCGCCAUGGCCGUGCUUUGCUUCCUGGCCCAGCUGGGGCUUUUGGUGGCCAGCUUGAGCAAGUCCAGCGGUUCGCGGUCGCGGCGUUUCUACCUGGUGGUCAUCGUGGUGUGCGCGGUGCUGGCCUUGCUGAUGUUGGUGGCCAGCAUCGUCUACGUGGUGGGGGUGAACCCGCAGGCGCAGAUGAGCGGCGGUGGCUACUACUACAGCCCGCUGCUGGCCAUGUGCAGCCAGGUGUACGCCGGCGGCACCGUGCUCAACCAGUACCUGUACCACUACUGCACCGUGGACCCGCAGGAGGCCGUGGCCAUCGCCUGCGGGUUCCUGGCCGUGCUGCUGCUGUGCCUCAUCUGCGUCCUGGCGCACAAGACGCGCAGCAGGAUCUGGAAGUACGGAAAGCACAACAUCCACUGGGACCGGCUCCCCGCGGGGCCGCAGGGCGCCGACGUCGAGGAGUGGGUGAAGAACGUGUCGGGCGGGACGAGCGUUCCGGACGAAGCCGCCACCGUGGCGUACUCGGAGAAGGGCGGGACCCCCGGGCCGGCCCCUCCCUACAGCCCCCCCUCGUACAGCGAACCCCCCGUGAAGGGCUGGAAAAGUGACGUCCCCCCUGAUGUCCCCAAUAUCCCCAAUGUCCCCGAUAUCCCCGAUGGCCCCAUGUCCCCUCUGAUGGCCCCAGUGUCCCCAAUACCCCCAAUAUCCCCGAUGGCUCUGGCCGAGGAGUACAACCACCUCAAGGACGUGAAGCGGAGCCCGGAGUACCAGGACAAAAAACGAGAAUCCAAAACUCUCCGGAACAAACUCUUCCACAUCAAAAGGAUGGUGAGCGACUACGACAAACUCCGGGGCUGACCCCGAAGCCACCACCCCAAAAAAAAGGGACAUUUUUAGGGGGGACACCCCAAAAAACACCCCCCGACACCCUCCAAAGACUUUUGUGCCUUUUUCUUUGUGUUAAAAAGACCCAAAAUUCCUCGUUUUGAGCCCUCCCCGGUGCCAAGGUGGCGGGGGAUGGUGGCAGCUGUUGGUGUGACCCCCCCCACCUCAAAAUGUCCCCAAAUGUCCCCCACACGCUUUGGGACCCCCCCAGUGCCUUCCCCUGGUUGUAAAUAGGUUUUUUUAUGGGGUUUGCACUCCCCUGGCUGCCUUAAAGGGCUUUUGGGGGUCCCAAAUUGGGGUUUGGGGGGACAAAAAAAAAACCUUUUGGGUUUUUCAAUUUUGGGGGGGAUCCAAAUCCCCAAUAUUUCGUAGGGAAUUGGUGGGAACUGUGGGAAUUGUGUAAUAUUUUAAUUGUUUUGUAAUAAAUGAAGUGUAAUUGUUGA